This is a messenger RNA of Meriones unguiculatus (Mongolian gerbil), 8850 nucleotides long. RefSeq names its product branched chain amino acid transaminase 1 (gene Bcat1). Gene Ontology annotation, cellular component: mitochondrion. The transcript is spliced from 13 exons. Gene Ontology annotation, biological process: L-leucine biosynthetic process; L-valine biosynthetic process. Lineage: Eukaryota; Metazoa; Chordata; Mammalia; Rodentia; Muridae. The record is from RefSeq and is a predicted model, not a curated record. Bases 645 to 1754 code for a protein of 369 amino acids. Gene Ontology annotation, molecular function: branched-chain-amino-acid:2-oxoglutarate transaminase activity.
CUAAGCUCCGGGGACCCCGCGGGUGGAGAGAAUGGUUCCAGCCAGCCAGGGUCCCCUCACCCUUGAGGCAGCCCGCCUAUUGUGCGCCCGUGAUUGACAGGACCACGAGGCUGAGCGCGCUCCGGGGAUUUUUUUUUUCCUCUUUCUAUAAAUGGCUUAAACUCUCGGUCUAGACGACUUACGGGGACUUUCGGGAGACAAUUGCCAUCUUGUUCGUUGCUGGUGAAGCCUGGCUCCUGGGCUGACCCGGAAUUUAAGGAGUUCCUCCCUAAGCUGCUGGAAGAUAUAAAGCCAGACCUGGGACCGGGUGGGAACCGGGACCGUCACUCCUGCUGGCGCAGGCCUGGGCGUUGGAAAGUGCGGGCUUGGCUUUUCUGUCUUGUGUGAUGGACUGCAGUAAUGGAUGCUCGGCGCCGUGUGCCGGAGAAAGAGGCUGCGAAGUGGCUGAGACAUUUAGGGAAUCAUCGAGCACAUUUACAUUCCGGUGUUGCAUUUUCUUUCCAUCUGAAUGGUGCGCAUGCUGGAAGGAGAGAACCGAAUCCUGAAGGUUGACCUCUGACCCCGACACGGAUGUUGUGGCUUGCCCACACCUGUGCAUAUCACGUGUGUGUACAUACAAUAAUAAAUAAGCAUGUAGAAAGCCAAUGCCCAUUGGCUUUGCAGUGUUUAAGGCCAAAGACCUCAUCAUCACACCAGCCACCGUCUUAAAGGAAAAGCCUGAGCCCAGCUCGCUGGUGUUCGGAACCUCGUUUACCGACCACAUGCUGACGGUGGAGUGGUCCUCCGUGUCGGGAUGGGAGAAGCCUCACAUUAGGCCUUUUGAAAACCUGUCCAUACAUCCUGCUGCUUCGGUUCUGCACUAUUCCGUGGAGCUGUUCGAAGGCUUGAAGGCUUUCCGGGGAGUCGACAAUAAGAUCCGGCUGUUCCGACCAGACCUCAACAUGAGCAGGAUGCACCGCUCCGCCGUCAGGAGCACUCUGCCAGUGUUUGACAAGGAGGAGCUUCUAGCGUGCAUUCUGCGGCUUCUACAGAUAGACCAGGAGUGGGUCCCCUACUCCACCUCCGCCAGCCUCUACGUCCGCCCCACAUUCAUCGGAACCGAGCCAUCUCUCGGAGUCAAGAAGCCGUCCAAAGCCCUGCUCUUUGUGAUCCUGAGCCCCGUGGGACCUUAUUUUUCCAGCGGAACCUUCACACCAGUGUCGCUGUGGGCCAAUCCGAAGUACAUCAGAGCCUGGGAAGGUGGAACUGGGGACUGCAAGAUGGGCGGCAACUACGGGGCGUCCCUCCUGGCGCAGUGUGAGGCGGUGGAGAACGGCUGCCAGCAGGUCCUGUGGCUGUACGGCAAGGACAACCAGAUAACUGAAGUGGGCACGAUGAACCUUUUCCUCUACUGGAUAAAUGAAGACGGAGAAGAAGAGCUGGCGACGCCUCCGCUAGAUGGCAUCAUUCUCCCAGGAGUGACGAGGCAGAGCAUCCUGGAGCUGGCACAGCAAUGGGGUGAGUUCAAGGUGUCUGAGAGACAGCUCCCCAUGGACGACCUGAUUGCUGCCCUGGAGGGGAACAGGGUGAAGGAGAUGUUUGGCUCAGGGACAGCCUGCGUCGUCUGCCCAGUGUCAGACAUUCUGUACAAGGGCCAGAUGCUGCACAUUCCAACCAUGGAGAACGGCCCCAAGCUUGCAGGCCGCAUCUUGGGGAAGCUGGCUGACAUCCAGUAUGGAAGGGUUGAGAGCGACUGGACAGUCGAGUUGCCCUGAUGGAAAAGCUCAGGGUGUCGGUGGUGUGCCCCAGAAGACAGACUUCAGCCCGUGACCCGCGACCGACCGCCUGUUAGUGAUUUUGCCUAUUGCAGUUGCAUUGUUCACGUGUUACCAAGUUGAGGUUUCUCCUUGAGCCACAGAAAAUUGCCAAUGUCAAAUGUCACCUGUCAACAUGGUAAUUUGCUUACUGUACCUUUCCCGGAAAGAUAGUGAUGAAGAACGCCUUCCCUAACCCUAUACCAGAUCCACAUGUCUGCUCCAUAGCAGGAGAAGCAGUUCCCCAGCUGAUGAGAUGCCUGUACCCGCUGGAAGGGCCACAGGAGAUGCCCUGGGCAGUGUCCCUGUGGUCAUUGGUAUCCUCAGAGCUAUGCUCUUUGUCACUGUUGCUGGUGAGGUUUCUUUGGGGGGGGCAGAUUUGGGUUUCCUGUGUAGCCCUGGCUAGCCUGGUAUUCCCUUAAGUCUGCCCAGGCUGGUCUCAGACUCAAGGCAGUCUUGUCUCACUCAUCCUUCUGAAUGCUGGGAUGACAGAAGUGCACUGUCUACCUUGAUUUAUUUUUGUCUUUGAAUCAAACCUUUGGUCACCUGGAUUUCUUUUCUCCAUGCUCUUGUGGGUCCCCGAGUCCAUGCUAAGGUGAACCUGUCCCCUCCUGGGGUCAUGUUCUCUCCCAGUCUCGCCUAGUGCUGUCUGAGGCUCAAGCGUGUUGUCUCCCCGCCCUUCUUACACACUGAACUGGCUGCUAUGAGUCUAGGGGUCCUGUGCCUUCUAGAUCUUCAUCUUCUCGAAGCCCAGCAUAUAGUAGUAUCCAGUAUUUGUUUACUGUAGGAGUGAAAUAGAAGUGUGUCCCUCCACACUGAGACCCUUCUGGAAGACCCUCCACUCUUUUGAGACCCUGCCUGAUUCUGGCAGUCUUUCUCAUGCCAUCUUUCUUGUCAUGGACUCUACAGCACGGUCAGUUGGAAAAAUGCUCUUGUGUGUUAAGAUUAUCUUGGAAUUGAAAUGAUUGUCUCGGGAAGAAUUGAUAAAAUACCAACCACAUGAAAAUGGCAGACACUAUGCAUUAAAUGCCAAAUAAAGGGGAGCGAGGGAGAUGAACUCUGGAUUUUGAUCUUAAUCUGCACUGUGUACCCUUCUCUUGAGUGAGCAAUGAAUGAGCACCUGGCUAGGUAACAGAAUAAUUCCAGACAGUGUUUUUCUUGUCUAGGAGCUGUGAGUGAGAAGCCCUUUCCUUUCCCAGUUUAUCCAGGGAAAAGCCCUGUCUUGACAGGAAGCACUCAGCCUUGGACGGCCACCUCUCUGCCACUGUACUUUGUGCUUUGGUUCCUCGGUUGCAGUAGCUUUCAUCUUAACUGAGGAAACGUGUCUCUUCACAGUCCUGUGGGAGAGGGUUGUACAAACUCCACCCCACAGGGACAGCCCUCAAGACAGCCAUGCCCACGGCACUUCCAUUCCAUUCCAAAAGUUUUAGCUGGUUUUUUUAGACAGAGACAGUAAGAAAAUUGGAGGAUAUGAGCAGAGAUGGUAGAAUAUGUCCAAGGGCGCUCUCCUUGCUGAUUGAAAUCUUGGGUGGAGGUGUCUCCAGCUCCUCCGGAGCCCCCCUGCGAGUGGCCUCGGAUGCUUGUGUCUUCCCUAUGCCCUUUGAUCUCACGUUCAGCACAGGUCUGGGGUAGACCUUCAGGUGUAUCAGCUGUCAAGCACAGAAUGGCCAGGCUGAGGCCUAUGAGAAGGGAGAUGCCUUGACUGCCCUGAGUCUACCUAAGAUGGAUUAUUAAACUGAGAGCCACUUUGUGAUGGUUAGAAAGCACACAUGACCUCUCACCUCAAAACCUGUUAAGCUUUCCAGCAGGCUCAGUUAAGAGGGAAGGAAGGAGGGACACAUGGUUUGUGAAAACCGGAAGCCUGACCCAGAGCCCCAGCUGCCAUUCGUACUGAAGUAACAGAACAGGAAAUUGACCUUUGCAAUGACUUAUUUAUAGGCAUAAAAGAAGCAUCUUUGGUUGUUCUUUCCUUGUCCGUUACUUGUUUAAUUGCAGCAGCGUAACACGGCAUGAGGGUUGGAUUGUCACCAGGCAAUUACCCGCUCUUCAAGAUUCACUUAUCCUAACACUAAUUGAUCAUUUAAAGCACAAGACGGUGUAGCGUUAGGAACAUGUAAAGCUAAUCUGCUGCGCACAAUCAACAAAUUAAUAUUAUUGCUGAUAUUUGCAUAAUUGACUGCAAUUAUUUAAUGUGUAAUUGGGUUGAUCAAAUGAGAUUCAGCAAGUCACACGCGAGUCAGUGUAAACGGAACUAAACAGCUGGGAGCUUAAGAUGAGGAACUUAUUUUGUAUAUUUUCUCUUUUCCCUCGUUUGUCAGAUCUCCCCAGAACACUUGCGAAGGCCAGGAGUUCAAAAGGUAGAGAGAGUCUGAGCCCUGGCUGUUUGCCGAUGGAAAUGUGGUUGUCAGAGUCACUUUAUCAAGGGUCCUACUAAGGGCACAUGCGAAGCAGCCUUGGUCUGGAGCUGUCCAGCCAAGCAGGCAGGACACAUGUAAGCGACAGCCUGCGUUUGCAAAAUCACAAAGCCGUGGAGGAAGGGGCUGAAAAACGCUGUCAGGGAGCCAUACUCUUUCCUGAUGUAGGAACCAAGCUCGAGCAGGGCUGGGGACAUGGUUCGGUGGUCAGGGCACUGCUGCUCUGGUAGCCACUCUGUGGUUCAGUUCCUCGUACCCCCCCCCGCCCCCCGGCAGCUCACACUGUCUUAAUUCCAGUUCCAGAGGGUUUGAUACCUUCUGGCCUUUAGGGGUGGCUGUGUGCAUGUGGUGCACAGACAUACUCAGGCCCCCCUACACACACACACACACACACACAGAGACAUGAAAUCAUCUUAAAAGAAACAAAUCGUGUGGGGAGGCAGUGUUAGCUCUGGCACAAAACCCUUCCUGCAUUAGGCUGUUGCUUGGUAACAACACAUCUAAACAAGGUGUCUUCCCUGUGCUGAGCACUCCGGGGCUCAUGAAGACAGUUUUGAGCACAGGCUAGGCAGUAGCAUGGGGAAGACUUUGUGUCAAUUCCGUGCUUUCAGUUUGCUUUAGGAAAGUCAACUGAAGUACGAAGCUGCCCUGUGGGUUCCUUUCUUGGCCUUUCUAGCUCUGUGCUCUUCAUAGAGUCCCAUGUCCUUCCUUUAAAAUUGUGUUGUUCAGUUUAAUCCUGUGACUGAGGCAGAUAGCUUCUCGGAAGACAACAGUUGCUCAUUUCCAUUGGACUGUGCUUUCUAAACUGUUGAGAGCAACACUGCUCACAUUGUAAUGCCCAAGUUUCGACCCGAGGACCACCAGGGAGCCGGCCCAAUGCAAACACAGUAGGGUCUUUAUCCUGAAGACCACCAGGGAGCCGGUCCAAGGCAAACACAGUAGGGUUUUUAUCCUGAAGACUACCAGGGAGCCGGCCCAAUGCAAACACAGUAGGGUCUUUAUCCUGAAGACCACCAGGGAGAUCCAAGGCAAACACAGUAGGGUCUUUAUCCUGAAGACCACCAGGGAGCUGAUCCAAGGCAAACACAGCAGGUUUUUAUUACAAGCUUGAGCUCUGGCCCACACUAUUACUGACACAGCGGUUCUGGAGUGUAGAUCCCUGAGGUCAGGGAGAGAGGGUUUUUUAUUUAGGGUUUCAGCAAGGUUCUGGAAAUUCCAGCUUAGCAAUUACACGAUUGGGUGGCAUUCAGCAAGGGCAAGCUUGUUACAAAGUGAUUGGCUAAUGAACUAACAUUGAGGGAGCCAUCUGUAGACCACAGGAAUGUUAGGUCAGUGGGCUGCCCAGCCCAGAUGCCCCACCCUGAGAUAAGAUGCCUUCCCAUUUUUGGGGUUACCUCCAGGCUCUUCCUUGGGUAGUGGAUUUUAUGGUCUUGUUUAUGGAAUUGGUGACCUAUGGCAUAGUUCCUGGGACUAGUGACUUUUUUGGGGGGGGGGUGCUGUUCAGGCCUGGUCCUCUCAACAUCAAGGCCCAAGACUUUGAGAGACCCUGUGUUUCAUGCCCUGACCCAAAUAAGAUCAACGAACUGUUCCUUGUUAAGCGGGUUUCUUUUGAGUAGGCAGAUGUGACAGUGGUGCCAGUGAGCAAUUUCACGGACACAUGAUGGCAACUGUCACUGUUUUGGCACAGGUAGAAUUUGUUCGGCUUUCUGUGUUCCACGUGUCUCCACCCCUAAAGAAGCAAAGGGCUUCAGGUUUCUUUUGUGACUGGACAGAGGUCAUGAGGAUUAUUGUUUGUUUGGUACACCUGAUCGAACAUCCGAAAUGCACACCCCACACAGCCCACAAGGACAGAGCACUCACAGACAAUAAGCAGCAUAGACCUUACCUCGCGGGGUGUGGGGGCUGAUAACCGGAACGGACUUUAGACAAGUGACGUAGGCUCAGGAGAGCACAGCUCUCUGCAGUCACAUUCCCUCAUUCCUUCUAAGGAAGUCCUUGCUGGUUUUGUUUUCCUCGGCUGCUCCGGAAGUUAGACCUGAAGACUUCCCAUCCUGUGUGGAUUCCCAGGCUCGCUGUCACUCGCCAGCGAGUCUGUCAGCCGCACUUUCUUCUGAGGCAGUGUUGGGUUAUCAGCUGUAUCUAGGAUAACAUCUGAGUCUGCUCAUCUCGAUCAGCUCAAAGCACGAUGAACUUGAAAGACGCAAAGACAGAGAAACAUUUAUACUGUAUGGUUAUGUGCUGUGGAGGGAGCUGGUGAAACUCCUAGCUUAAAGAGGCAGGCCAGCCGCUUGAGAGAUUUUCACAUAGCCACUAUUUUCAGUUGGAGGUUUGUUUCCCCCAGUGCUGCAGUUGAACGGAGCCUCUGAGCUGCGUCUCCCUCUUUCCUUUCCAUUUGAUUUGCUUGCAUCAUCUCACUUGGAUGCCCAAAUGUGCACUCUAUAACCAAGGCUGGCCUUUGAUUUUUCAGUUUUCCUGCCUCAGUUUCUCAAAUAGCUGGGGUGAUAGGCACCAGGCCCAGUUUCAGUUUGAAGAUUUGAAUACAAGAAAAAAAGCCAUCUACAAUAAUAUAAAAGGGUUUUUUUCUUCUUAUUUUAAUCAUUGUUGAAAAGCUCCUUUUAAAGGCCAGGGUAGAAUCAAGGGCCUUUCAUCCUUAGUAAAGGAAAGCUGUGCAAGUUGGAAAGGUUGGUCAUGAAGCUUAGCAGAACUGUGGUAGUGUUUGUGGGUAAUAUUUCCAUGGGGUCCUACUUGCUUUAAUAAGUGACAAAAAUUUGAAAUUUAGGCCAGGUGUGGUGGGCAUGUCACAUGCUUUCAGUCCCAGCACUCAGAAGGCAGACCCAGGUGGAGCUCUGCAUUUGAGGCCAGCCUGGACUACAUAGUGAGAUCUGGGCUAGCCAGGGCUGCAUAGGAAGACCCAGUUUUUUUUGUUCUGUUUGUUUGUUUGUGGAGGGAAUAAAAAGGAAAGCAUGAAAUUCAGUCAUAGAAACCAGCACAGGCUUUAGAACUACUGAGUUUUAAGAUUCCAGGCCACUCACCUGAAGAUGCCCAUUUCAUACGGUGGUGGCGCUGAUGUCCGAGCUCUUAAACUACAGCAGUUAGCGUUCAGUUUCAACCGAAACUGUUGAUCCCAGGAGUUGGUGGAAGCCCACAGAGAUCCCAGGGGUUGGUGGAAGCCGGGGCGUGGGGAUGAGUUAAGGCCUGGUGCGCAGACAGACACAGCUGCAUGGCCUCUGCCACGUGGUAAUGAUACCCAGCAGCUGGCACUGAACAAAAACAAGAGAAAGGCAAACGGAGAUGGUGAGGAGAAUAGGGGAGUCUCCUGGGGGCACAGACUAUCUUUAUGUCGUUCCCAGGAGCCUCCUCAUUCUGCUGGGCCCUGGGACCUUCAGCCUUCAGGGUCAGUGCCAGGCACAGUUGGGGUGACCAGGGAGCCGCUCCAGUGGCCGGUCCCACCAGAGGCUGGCACUAAGUUUUGAGUCUAUCACUUAAGGGUCAUGUUGCCCUUUAGUACUAUGUCCAGUCUGGAAGAGUGCCACAGUGUGAGCUCUGUUGCAUCUGGUCCUCAGUCCUUAUACUCUCAGAUUCAGAAGCCUUAAGGCGAGGUGAUCAGUGAGAUGGGGUCUGUGGCUUUUCCUCCUUGGGAGAACGGUACACCACUGCUCCCUUUCCUAGGUGAAGAGCAACAGCUUGGAAAUCAUGUAGCUUACAACCACGAUAUGUGCCAGGCUGCUGCUCCUGCCGGCUGGACUCAUGGGUGUGGUUGGUAGUCUCAGGGGCAGGAACAAGGUAGAGACAGCUCUUCAAUCCCUAGGACCUCAGAGCUUCCUCCAGUUCUCCACAGGCUAAAAAUCAGGUCUCUCAAAGGGCAGACGAGGCAGGAGGCUUCCUAUGAUUUCGAGGCCUGCCUGAGGUACAGCCUGAGAUCCAGUAUAGCCUGGAUGACAGAUUGGUACUCGCUUUCCAACUUAAUGAAUGAGCUGCAAACACUAAGAUCGCUGGGGCGGAGGCUGCGAAUUCAGUCUUCGGACUUAGAAGCAUAGCCAGACCAUCUCAAGAUUAACCUUGCCAACAGCUGCACGCUGGCAGAUCUUUGCUGCUGUCCCGCAGGCAAUGCUCCCACAGCAUAUCUGCAGCUGCAACUACGAGAGGAGGCCUGAGCCACACAGGCACAGAGUCUGUGCCCUUUGGCUUGUUGGCUGAGAGCAGAUAAGUAAGUACGUCUUGACGUCAGAGGUUAUGCGUGAACAAUAGUGUCUUAGCCAGCCCUCCUGUAUCUGUAUUGGGGAGCCACAUAACUGCAAGGCCCAGCUUCCUCAGUCCUUGAGUAGGCCGAAGGAAAGAUGCUGCAAUGGAGGCUGGAGCUUGGGGAAGAUGGUGGGAAGGACUGCAGUGUAAAGACGGCCAUGUGGGAGGUCCCUGGGUAAAGGAAACUACCUCAUUCUUCUGAGGGUUUGUAGAAGCACAAGCACUCAGAAGUGGCUUUGCUGCUCCGCAGCUGUCUGGCGUGAGGCAGGCUGUGUGUGCGAAGGACCCACUGUGGGUGGUUGUGUUCUGCUGGCAAUAGAUAAGUUCUUCACUGUUGGCAGUUCUUCACAUCUGUGACUAUGUACACUUUUCUGUCACCAAUAAAGCAACCGAAGGGCAUA